UGAAUAUACCGAGUGCGUAGGCCACAAUCGCAAUUACGAGAAUAAAAGGGGGCUUUCUCGUAAUCUCCUCACUCUGUAUCCGAGCAAAUAUAUAUGCUUUCUGCUGCGGCUUUCAACGCGGCACCGGUUUAUGCCUUUUUGUUCGUUUCAAUUUCGGAAGAGAAGUUGCCUUCUUGAAGCGGGAGAGGAAAUCAAUCGAACUGUCCCUGAACGAUUCGAUCGGUGAAAUCACAGUCGUCGAAUUCCAGCAGCGAAAAUGCAGAGGAAGCUGGACAGGGGCUCCAAAUCCUUCUUCUUUCCAGGAAAUUUCAGGACUGUACAUCUCUGGAAUGGAGAGGGGGAGCUUUUCUGAUUAGAGAAUGAUCUGAAGAUCUUGCAGGGAUCGGGAAUUAAAUCGCCUUAAUGAGAGUUGGAAUUCAGAUUGCUGAUCUUUUAGUGAGAUGAGAAUCUUCUUGAAGAAAAAAAAGAGGAAAUUCCGUAAAGUAGAAGAUCCGAUAUUUCAAGGGGAAGAAUAGUUCAAUAUAUCGGUGGGAUCUGAAUCGUCGCGAUUUAGGGUUUGUAGGAGUGGGUGAGAAUAAACAUGCGAGUUUACAUUUUACCAGGGGCGAAGAGAGUAGAGAUAUCGAACGGCGGGAGUUGCUUUUGGGAGGUGAUGAAGGUAAGGGGCCCGUCGAAUCGCCGAUUUUCUUACCGAUCCGUUUUGCCCACCGUUUUAAUCCUGGGGGUCCUUUUGCCCUUUCUCUUCAUCAGAGCUGCGUUCCUUGCGCUCGACGGCGCCAGUAAAUGCUCGUCUACCAUCAAUUGUAUAGGGUGGAGAUUUGGGCCUGGGUUUUUCAGCGGAAGCGAUACGUCAUUGAGACUGGCGGAGGAAUUGAGGAGAGCUGUUGUGGAAGCCAAAGAAGAAGCUGGAGAUGCAAAAGGAGCAGAUGCUUCUCUUGGGUCCUUCAACGAUCUCGUUGCAGACGUUACGUCUAACCAAGACGAUAUCAGGACCUUCGUUUCCAAGACAAAGUCAAUGCUACUGAUGAUGGAUCGCAAGGUCAGAUCUGCCCGUCUUCAGGGAUCGAUCUAUCGUCACUUGGCCUCCAUUGGAGUCCCGAAAAGCUUGCACUGCCUCAGCCUCAGCCUCGCUGAGGAGUACUCCGUCAAUGCAUUGGCUCGGUCGCGGCUCCCGUCUCCGGAUUCCAUCUCAAGGCUCACGGACGCCUCCUACGUUCACUUGGCUAUCCUCACCGAUAAUGUACUAGCAGCUUCUGUUGUGGUUUCAUCUGCAGUGAGGAACUCAGGCCAUCCGGAGAGGAUGGUGUUUCAUGUAAUCACGGAUAAGAAGACAUACACGGCAAUGCAUGCUUGGUUUGCUCUCAACCGGGCUGCGCCGGCCGUGGUGGAGGUCAAGGGCUUGCACCAGUAUGAUUGGCCCAUCCAAGUGAACGUUGGGGUUAUGGCAUUGGUGGAGACUCAUCGUGCCAUUCGGGAGCAUUAUUACUAUCGCAAGGAAGAUGGCAAACGUUUGGACGGUGGAGAUUACAGAAAAUUGGAGGCCCUUAGGCCGAGCUGCCUUUCGCUCAUGAAUUAUAUGAGGAUUUAUCUUCCUGAGAUAUUUCCAGAGCUCAACAAGAUAAUCUUCUUGGACGAUGAUGUUGUAGUCCAGCAUGAUUUAUCACCUCUUUGGGCCAUGGAUCUUGAUGGAAAAGUUAACGGAGCAGUUAGCUGGUGGGGUGGAGAAGGAGAGCAGAGCUAUUGCCUUGGGAGAAGGUUUGCGGAUUAUUUGAAUUUCUCGAAUUCGGUUAUUUCAUCUGAAUUUGAUGGUGACCGGUGUGCAUGGUUGUAUGGGAUGAACGUGUUCGAUCUCCAGGCAUGGAGGAGGUCCAACAUCACACAGACAUACCAUCACUGGCUCAAACUUAAUCUAGAUUCAGGCUUCUCCCUGUGGCGUCUAGGGGCGUUGCCGCCUGCCUUAAUGGCAUUCAAUGGUAACGUGCACCCUAUCGACCCUUCGUGGCACGUGUCUGGGUUGGGCUAUCAACCCCCAGCCACUGACCGGAAAAUGCUAGAAGCUGCUCAUGUCAUACAUUUCGGCGGCCCUGCUAAGCCAUGGCUUGAGAUCGGGUUCCCGGAGCUAAGAAGCCUGUGGAGCGUACAUGUUAAUUUCUCUAAUGACUUCGUAAGGAGUUGUAGGGUUAUGCUGUAAAGAGCAAAGAAAUCUAAGCUCUGUUCCAUAAGCAGAGGGGUGGAGGAUGAGCAGAGGGAAGAAGGUUUUGCCUUCAGUCUCUGCUCAUUUUCCCUCUGUAUAUAUACUAUUCUCAAAACAGACAUACUCUCUUCUUCUCCCUAUAUUUUCUGUAUAUUUUUUAAUGCUGAAUACAAGGCCACAUUUUUAUACUGCGAAAAUACGCUUAGUGAGAAUCGUACUAUUUUCUUCUUGGGA
Magnolia sinica is the source of this 2428-nucleotide messenger RNA. RefSeq names its product probable galacturonosyltransferase 15. Gene Ontology annotation, molecular function: polygalacturonate 4-alpha-galacturonosyltransferase activity. The record is from RefSeq and is a predicted model, not a curated record. NCBI's taxonomy places the organism in Eukaryota, Viridiplantae, Streptophyta, Magnoliopsida, Magnoliales, Magnoliaceae. The coding region runs from base 581 to 2191 and encodes 536 amino acids. The transcript is spliced from 7 exons.